Messenger RNA from Oreochromis aureus, 6345 nucleotides. It is a transcript of the gene myocd, whose product is annotated as myocardin. The record is from RefSeq and is a predicted model, not a curated record. NCBI's taxonomy places the organism in Eukaryota, Metazoa, Chordata, Actinopteri, Cichliformes, Cichlidae. The coding region runs from base 922 to 3699 and encodes 925 amino acids. Gene Ontology annotation, biological process: cardiac muscle cell differentiation; smooth muscle cell differentiation. The transcript is spliced from 11 exons.
UACAAGUGUAUGGAUUUGAGUGUGUCUGACAAGGGACGAAUUGUGAUGGCUAGACGACUGGGUCAGAGCAUCUCCUGUGGGAGGUUCCCAGUCUGGAGUCUGCAUUGAUUACCUGAACAUCAGGAUGCACUAUGGGAAGAACAGAACCUGGCGGAGGCAGUGUGAUGCUUUGGGAAAUGUUCUGCUGGGAAAACUUUGGUAAUUCGCCCCGCCACAAAGCAAAAUGGUUUGAGAAGCACAAUGAGUUUGAGGAGUUGACUUGACCUCCAAAUUCUGUUGCUAACAGCUCGGUGCCAGAUACCACAGCACAGCUUCAGGGGUCUAGUGGAGUCCAUGCCUUGAUAGGUCAGGGCUGUUUUAACAGCCUAAGGGAGACCGGGGAAUAUUACGCAGGUGGUCAUAAUGUUAUGCCUGAUCGGUGUAAGUUAUUCUUUGAGUGGUCAACAUUGACCAUUUCUAAAUCUUUAAAAAAUAAUAACAGUCACUGUCAAACAAAUGGAAUUAGGAUCUUUGUGAUCACAGCUAAAGUGCAUUAUAUCAAAGUAGAGACUGAAGAAGUCAUUUGGAUGAGUGACGAAACGUUUCUCCCACAAAACGCUACGUCCAGAUGAACAGAUUCAACUUUUGGAGAUUAUAUCAAAGUAUACUUUCAACUGCAAACAUAAAAAUAUACUUUUAAGCAUGUACUUCAUUACUCUCCACUCCUUUAGUGUAGUGUUUCCCUGGUGUGUCCCAUGUCGUUGAUGUUGUGGUCCUGCUCUGUGUUAUCCAGACCCGGCCUCAGACGGCUCCAAUCUGGAAGCCCAGCUGAGGCUAAAGCGAGCCCGGCUCGCUGAGGACUUGAAUAAGAAGUUGGCUCUCAGGCCAGGGCCCCUGGAGCUGGUGCAAAAGAAUAUCAUUCCCUUAGACUCUGCCAUCACAAUGACAGUAAACCAUGGUAAGCUCCCUAAGCAAGAGGACUCCUAUGCAUUUGAGGAGGACAGCAGCAGUGAGAGUCUGUCUCCAGAGCAGCACCACAGUGAUGAGUCGCAGGGUUCGGCCUGCCCUUCAUCUGAGGCUGUCGGCAGUACGGCCUCCUCCUCGUCCUCACCUGCCCUCACCAGCCCACGACAGGGUGGUGUAAGCAGAGACCCCCCUGAUCAAAGCCAGGAUGAGGGGCUUUCUGGUGCUAACAACAGCCAGACUACUCCCCCAAUACCUGUUCCUGCUAUCGUCAAGUCUAAAUCUUCCGACAAGAACCGUCACAAGAAGCCCAAAGAUGUGAAGCCUAAAGUCAAAAAGCUCAAGUACCACCAGUACAUUCCUCCAGACCAGAAGGCAGAGAAGUCCCCUCCGCCCAUGGAUUCGGCCUACGCCCGACUCCUCCAGCAGCAGCAGCUCUUCCUGCAGCUGCAGAUUCUCAGCCAGCAGAAACACACUCAUGCGCAAUCGCAGACGCAGCAGUCGCAACAGCCGCAUGCUCACACUCCGCAGACGCAGGCCCAAGCCCAGUCUCAGACUCACGCUCAGGCUCAGCAGAGGCAGCCCACUUUCAGCUAUCAACCCCACACACCAGCUCACACCCAGAAAGGAGUCAGUGAGCAACUAUCGGCUUGUAGUUCCAGUGCCCCGUCGAGCACAGCCAACAGUAACUCAUCCUCUCCAGUCAAGAACACAUUCCCCAACCAAAGCAACAUCUCACAAGUCAAGCCUGGGCCCCUGCCAUCUAAUCUGGAUGACCUAAAAGUUUCAGAGCUAAGGCAGCACCUGCGUAUUCGUGGCAUGCCUGUCUCAGGCACCAAGACUGCCCUCAUUGAGCGACUCCGGCCCUUCAAAGACUCCAACACCGGCUCCUCGCCUUCGGGAUCCUCUGAUAUCACAACCAUGACCUUUCCUGUCACACCCACUGGGUCCUUGUCCUCCUACCAGUCCCCAUCCUCCUCCAGCGCUCUGUCCCAGGGAGGGUAUUACCCAUACCCCAGCACCUCCUCCACCCCACCCAUCUCGCCGGCCUCCUCUGAGCUGUCCCUCAGCGGUUCACUCCCCGACAGCUUCAGCGAUGUGCCCAUGUCUUCGCCAACACAGUUUGCCCUUCAGCCAUCUCCUGCCCAGCUCGGCGUGGAGGAUGGCUUUGGGGGAGGAGGAGGUGGCAGCAUGGGUGGGGUAGGUCAGAGGAUGGGGGAGGUUGGUGGUAUGGAUGGCGUGGAAGCUGAAAAAGACAAGAUGCUGGUGGAAAAGCAGAAAGUGAUCGAGGAGCUGACGUGGAAAUUGCACCAGGAACAGAGACAGGUUGAGGAGCUAAAGAUGCAACUCCACAAGAGAAAACGUUGCUAUGGAGCAACACAGGAUACUGCCCCUCCUGCAUCUCAUCCUCCCAUGCACCACCAGCAGCACCAGACACCAGCUAUGAUGGGCCAGCAUUUCUUUGGGGUGACUAUCAAGCAGGAGCCCUUGUCUUUGUCCUCCAGCUGCCCUCUGUCCUCCCCUAAACAGCCUAAGUGCCCUCCUGGUAGCUGCAGAGAGGAUAUGGGUCACUGCAGUUCCUCCAUUACCAACAUGGGGGGCCCCGGGGGACCACAGUGUAUGGAUACAGGCCAUUCCUCUGGCAGCCCCACCGCUAUGUCCACUUUCCUCAGCCCACAGUGCUCACCGCAAGACUCUCCUAUCAGAAAAUCUUCCAGCAGCCCACAGCCUUCAUCUCCUAACAACCCCUACCUGCUGUCUCCUCAAAUGGGGAGGGAUGGCUGUAGUCACCCCCACACCCAGGGCAACAAUAGAGCAUGCAACAUGCAGAUGCAGCAAAAGAGUGGCGGUUCGCCUGUAAACUGUUCCUAUCCUUCCGACCAAAGAGGUCUUCAGGGAGUCUAUCCCAGCUCAGCUGACUGUGGCCUCAACAACAGCAGCCCUGCUAAAGCUGAGAGCCAAAACAUGCAACCAAAGAUGUCAGUUUUGCCAAAGUGCCAGGUCCCUCCCCCUGCCUUCAGUAGCUCAGAUUCAGAUGCAUCUGACUUAAGACAGCCCCCAUGCUAUGAGGAUGCAGUCAAACAGCAACUGACCCGAAGUCAGCAGAUGGAUGAGCUUUUGGAUGUACUCAUAGAGAGUGGAGAGAUGCCAGCUAACGCCAGAGAAGAGAGGGAGAGGUCCUCUGUAACCAAAGUUAUGCCUCACAUUACUGUGUCCCCAGGGUGUCCCGGCCUCCUCAUCCCGUGGUUUCACCGACAUUACGAGCACCUCUCCCCCACCCAGCUCCCUUACGACCAUGCAGCCAACCACGUCACCGAAAGCCACCCAGACACUCUGCUUGGCAGUCCCGUCGGCCGUGGAGGGGAGGUACCUCUUCUUAAAAUGGCAGCAGAGGAUGGGGGCCAGGAAGAUGAUGGGAAGCGAGAGGUUGAUCGGUACAGCAGCCCUCAGAAUCACCAUCACUCUCAUCAUCCUCAACAGGACAAACUUCUGAGCAACCGAGAUCUGAUGGACACGUCUCUCUCGGCCAUCGGCAGCAAGGCGUCCACCAACCCCGAGGUGCAGGGAAUGGUCAGCAUGACCUUUAGUGAGACGCCUUGGGAGACAAUGGAAUGGCUCGACCUGACACCACCCAGUUCUGCCACUGCCUUCAGCAUUGCUCCACCCAGUGCACCCAGCAUUUUUAAUGCAGAGUUCCUGGAUGUAACAGACAUUAAUUUGAACUCUGCCACAGACCUUCACCUGGAGCACUGGUAAAAACAACACUGUCCCUAAAGUGCUGGUUAGCAGCAUACCAGCCAUCGAACUCAAGACACCAGCUUGCAACUAGCUGCACGGACUUCUGAUAUUAGCUAUGACAAUACCAAAGACCUAUUUAAUUCUAUUCUUAACAGCUUUAAAUGUUCACAUGUUGCUCCUUACUAUGAUCCAGUGGAAUGUUAUAACCAUUAACAGAUAUUCAAAAGCUGAAAUCCAAGCCAGAAAUUGACCAAUUGUUAUAUCCAACCUUUCCACUUCACUGAAAUGUGGUUCUUAUGUUGUCGUCAUACUCAAAAACUAAAGACCUGGUGCUUUUUGGCAUGAUCUUGAUCCGCACAACUACCAAGUACUUGUGACAGUGGACAUAGUGUCGGAAGGAGUGUUAAUGUAACUUAAAAACCCGAUUACAGUACUUUACGCCAACAUUUAAUACAGUAUCAGUGUUAUGCCACCUAGACUUGAAGACACAGUUUGACUUUCAUUGUAUACUUUGAGUUAUAUAUUAGUACUGGAAAAAAAUACCCAGAGAGGAGUUAACAGGUGAAUUGGAGAAUUGGAUUGCUUAGUAAUGGCCAUAUUGUAAAUAUCAAAACUGACAGAGAUAAGUUGCAGUCUGCAUAUUUCGUCAGAGGUGUGGGAGAACAUACAAACAACAAAUCAAAUGCUUUCUGUAAUCACUUCAACAUUUGAUGUAAAUAUGAUUUUUUUUAAUUCACUGUGCACCUCUAGCUUAAUAAACACUUGUCACAGUUUGCUUGGGCUUAGUAUAUGUGUAUAGGUUAGGUCAUUUGAAGGAAUCUUUUUGUACUUAUUUGUUUUCCACUAUUAUCCACAGGAUGACACCAUAGAAGGAAGCUGACACCUUUAAAAGAAUUAUCUUAUCAGUUUAUAUCAGCAGCCGAAUACUGCCUUAUUUGCAACAGCUUUUUAUUCCCAAAUUUUAAUAUCAAAUGACUGCUCCCCUAAAAGUUGUUGACUGAUGUGAUUUAGAUGGCUCCAACCCAAGUAAGUUAUGUAAAGCUCACAUCUAGUUUUUUCUUUUUUUGUUUUUGGUCAUUAAAAAUGCCAGCAUUUCUGUUCCCAUUUACAUUUAUUUAUUUUGUGCUUUUGUAUUUAUACUUGAUCCUGUAUUUAUACAUUCCUUUAAAACAGAUUGGGGCUCUAUAUGAUGUAUGAAAAAAGUACCAUUAUCAAUCACUGACAUUUCUUCAUUAUUAGUUCUCUUGAGAAUGUGAUACAAAGUGAAAGAACCACUUUGAAAAGCCAUGUUUUCCUAACUUACUUUUCUUUAAAAAAAAAAAAAAAAAUCAUGAUUUGUAAUUGACAAUUCUUAGCACUUGUUAAUAGGAUGAUGUAAUAUAUUCAAAUUUUUACUGUGAAUACUGGAUAUUAAUAAAGAAUAGACUUCCACAAAGCCAGCCUAGAUAAACCUAUUAUGCACAGUAGUUAGCAUAAAGUGAGAAUGCCAAACUCAGAAAUGAAUAAGGUUUCAGUUUUGAUUAGUAAAUGUAUUUUAAUACACUUAAAAAUUCGAUUAAAACUAAAGGAAAUACGUAUAAUUUCUUGCAUACCUCCUUUAUAUCUGUCGACUAACUGUAAAGCUACAGUUAGCAGUUUGCUAGCCUAAAUUGCAUAAAGACUGACAGAUGGGGACAGACCGAAGUGGCUUUGUCUUCAAGUCACAGAAUCAGCCUACCAGCACUUCUGUUUUAUGUUCCUAGUUAAAUCUCUUUAUUCAUUCUCAAAAGACCCAGUAAGCUUCAUUCAUUGUUCACAGUACUCACCGUCUUUUCCAAAUUAGCAUUAUCUUAACUAGCUCAUUGGUCAUUAACUUGAAAACAUGAUAUUUACUUUACUCCACAUAAACUUGUUCUAUUUAAUGUAUUAGACAUAAUAAAAGUUUUAUUACCAAAAUGCUAAAAGAAAAGGGGCUUUUUCAUACAGUAAGAUUAAUAUUAACAAAACUAGCAGUCUAGAUUUUGUUUUGUUUUUUCUGACUCAGAACGCCAAGGAGGCAGAAAAAAACUUUACUAACAAAAAUUAUGUAUUUUCUUUUCAUUCAUGUUCUAUGCUUGAGCAAAUUUUUAACAGUCAGCUUGCUUUUACACUUGAACCAGAGGUGCUGGUAGGUGUUAGCUACAUAAAGUGUUUCUACCUUAUUCCAGUCUUUAUGCUAACAUCACCACCUAGCUAUUUUACGACAGAUGUAAGUGGUUUUGCUCUUAUAUGUAUGUCAUAAAUAUAUGUCAUUUCCAGUAAUAUAAAAUUAUGACUUCAGUUCCUUGGCUAAUAAAUCUCUUGCAAUUAUUCGUGUCCUCUGUAACCAUGGGUCUCAUGUUGUUUUGACCAAAUUUUUCUUUUCUUUUAAAUGAAGUGUUGCACUUGAGUGGCUUCUCUGGUUACAUGUUAGCUAUUACCCAUCUUGAGUAUAUUUUAAAGCUAAUACUUUAUUUCCUGUCUUCUGUUGUCAGAACAAUUACUGUCCUUUUCUUAAUUAUUUUUGAUGAAUUCUUAAAUAAUUUUCCCUAAUUAAGAGGAAAGUAAUCUGACAGAAGCUUCCAUGUUGCUUGGCCACUCUGACUUGCCCGAGUCCCUGUAUACUACAAAAAAAGACAGCAAUAAACUUAUCACUUAUUAUCAAAA